UCUCGAGGUGUCUGGAGGCCCAGCGAGCCCCGGACCCAGGAGGCCCAAGGAGCUGGAGGUGACCCUCAGGCAGCAAGACCCCUGAGGAAGGGCGUGAGCCCCGCGGACAGCUGUGCAGCACCUCGAGCUGGGCUCCUGCUAGGAGGCAGUGCCUGUGCCCAGGCAGCGGCUCAGAGGCAGCUGCUCCAUGCAGAACUGAAGCUGGUCCUGCAGCAGAAGGGGGAGAGGAAGCAGGAACCUGGGGCCCAGGUAACUCCCAGCAGUGUCAUGGAGGCCAGGAGCCGGAGUGCUGAGGAGCUGAGACGGGCAGAGCUGGUGGAGAUCAUCGUGGAGACCGAGGCGCAGACCGGGGCCAGCGGCAUCAACGUAGCGGGCGGCGGCAAAGAGGGAAUCUUCGUCCGUGAACUGCGCGAGGACUCGCCCGCCGCCAGGAGCCUCAGCCUGCAGGAAGGGGACCAGCUGCUGAGCGCCCGCGUGUUCUUUGAGAACUUCAAGUACGAGGACGCACUCCGCCUGCUGCAAUGCGCCGAGCCUUACAAGGUCUCCUUCUGCCUGAAGCGCACUGUGCCCACCGGGGACCUGGCGCUGCGGCCUGGGACCGUGGCCGGCUACGAGAUCAAGGGCCCGCGGGCCAAGGUGGCCAAGCUGAACAUCCAGAGUCUGUCCCCUGUGAAGAAGAAGAAGAUGGUGGUGGUGCCCGGGGCCCUGGGGGUCCCUGCUGACCUGGCCCCCGUUGACGUCGAGUUCUCCUUCCCCAAGUUCUCCCGUCUGCGUCGGGGCCUCAAAGCCGAGGCUGUCAAGGGUCCUGUCCCAGCCGCCCCUGCCCGCCGGCGCCUCCAGCUGCCUCGGCUGCGUGUACGAGAAGUGGCCGAAGAGGCCCAGGCAGCCCGGCUGGCUGCCGCCGCUCCUCCCCCCAGAAAGGCCAAGGUGGAGGCUGAGGUGGCCGCAGGAGCCCGUUUCACAGCCCCCCAGGUGGAGCUGGUUGGGCCCCGGCUGCCAGGUGCUGAGAUGGGUGUACCCCAAGUCUCAGCCCCCAAGGCGGCUCCCUCAGUAGAGGGAGUCAGUGGCUUUGCCCUCCACCUGCCAACCCUUGGGCUAGGAGCCCCGGCUGCACCUGCUGUGGAACCCCCGGCCGUAGGGAUCCAGGUCCCCCAGGUGGAGCUGCCCACCCUGCCCUCACUCCCCACUCUGCCCACACUUCCCUGCCUGGAGACCCGGGAAGGGGUUGCGGCGGUGGUGGUGCCCACCCUGGAUGUGGCAGCGCCUACUGUGGGGGUGGACCUGGCCUUGCCGGGCACGGAGGUGGAGGCCCGAGGAGAGGCACCCGAGGUGGCCCUGAAGAUGCCCCGCCUCAGUUUCCCCCGCUUUGGGGCUCGAGCAAAGGAAGCUGUGGAGGCCAAGGUGGCCAAGGGCAGCCCUGAGACCAGGGUGAAAGGUCCCAAACUUCGCAUGCCCACCUUUGGGCUUUCUCUCCUGGAGCCCCGGCCCACUGCCCCCGAAGCCGUUGUUGAGAGCAAGCUCAAGCUGCCCACCCUCAAGAUGCCCUCCUUUGGCAUUGGAGUGUCAGGGCCUGAGGUCAAGGUGUCCAAGGGGCCUGAAGUGAAGCUCCCCAAAGCCCCCGAUGUCAAGCUCCCCAAAGUGCCCGAGGCUACCCUUCCAGGUGUGAAACUCCCAGAGGUGCAGCUCCCGAAAGUGGCAGAGAUGAAACUCCCAAAGGUGUCAGAGAUGGCAGUGCCAGAGAUGCGGCUUCCAGAGGUGCAGCUGCCGAAAGUCCCCGAGAUGAAGCUCCCCGAGAUGAAAGUCCCCGAGAUGAAGCUCCCCGAGAUGAAACUCCCAAAGGUGCCUGAGAUGGCCGUGCCCGACGUGCACCUCCCGGAAGUGCAGCUCCCGAAAGUUCCAGAGAUGAAGCUCCCUGAGAUGAAACUCCCUGAAGUGAAACUCCCAAAGGUGCCUGAGAUGGCUGUGCCUGACGUGCACCUCCCAGAAUUGCAGCUCCCGAAAGUUCCAGAGAUGAAACUCCCCAAGAUACCCGAGAUGGCCGUGCCAGAGGUUCGACUCCCCGAGGUGCAGCUGCCAAAAGUCUCAGAGAUGAAACUCCCCAAGGUGCCUGAGAUGGCCGUGCCCGAUGUGCACCUCCCGGAAGUGCAGCUCCCGAAAGUGUCAGAGAUGAAACUCCCCAAGGUGCCCGAGAUGGCCGUGCCUGAUGUGCGCCUCCCGGAAGUGCAGCUGCCGAAAGUGUCAGAGAUGAAAGUCCCGGACAUGAAACUCCCAGAGAUCAAACUCCCCAAGAUGCCCGAGAUGGCUGUGCCCGACAUGCACCUCCCAGAGGUGCAGCUGCCAAAGGUUUCAGAGAUUCGGCUGCCGGAAAUGCAAGUACCAAAGGUCUCCGAUGUGCAUCUUCCGAAGGUGCCGGACGUGAAGCUACCCAAGGCCCCAGAGGUGCAACUGAAAGCCGCUGGGGCAGAAAAGGCAGAGGGGCUGGAAUUUGGCUUCAAGAUGCCCAAGAUGACCAUGCCUAAGCUAGGGAGGGCGGGGUCCCCGUCACGAGGCAAGCCGGGUGAGGCAGGUGCUGAGGUCUCGGAGAAGCUAGUGACACUUCCCUGUCUGCAGCCGGAGGUGAGCGGCGAGGCUCGGGUGGGUGUCCCCUCUCUCAGCCUGCCCUCAGUGGAGAUAGACCUGCCCGGGGCCCUCGGCCUGGAGGGGAAGGUCCAAGCAGCCGAAGCGGGCAAGGUGGAGAGGGCAGAGGGCCCCCAGGUGGCAGCAGGGGUCAGGGAAGUGGGCUUCCGCGUGCCCUCUGUUGAGAUUGUCACUCCACAGCUGCCCACCGUGGAAACUGAGGAAGGCCAGCUAGAGAUGAUGGAGAUGAAGGUCAAGGCCUCCUCCAAGUUCUCCCUGCCCAAGUUUGGACUCGCGGGGCCAAAGGUGGCCAAGGUAGAGGCCGAGGGGGCUGGGCGAGCCACCAAGCUGAAAGUGUCCAAGUUCGCCAUCUCACUCCCCAAGGCUCGGGUGGGAACUGAGGCUGAGGCUAAAGAGGCAGGGGAGGCAGGCCUGCUGCCUGCCCUCGAUCUGUCCAUCCCACAGCUCAGCCUGGAUGCUCAUCUGCCCUCAGGAAAGCUGGAGGUGGCAGGGGCUGACGUCAAGCUCAAGGGGCCCAGGUUUGCUCUGCCCAAGUUUGGGGUCAGAGGCCGGGACACUGAGGCAGGAGAACUAGCGUCGGGGGUGGCUGAGUUGGAGGCCAAGGGCUGGGGCUGGGAUGGAAAGAUGAAGAUGCCCAAGCUGAAGAUGCCGUCCUUUGGGCUGGCUCGAGGGAAGGAAGCGGAAGUCCAGCGUGAGCGCACAAGCCCGGGGGAAAAACUUGAAUUCAUCACCGGGCAGCUUAAGAUCCCUGAGGUGGAGCUGGUCACACCAGGGGGCCAGGAGGAAGGGAGGGCAGAGGGGGCAAUGGCGGUCAGUGGGAUGCGGCUGUCAGGCCUGCAGGUGUCCACAGCCAAGGCAGUGGUCACCGAGGGCCAUGAGGGAAGGCUGAGGAUGCCGUCACUUGGUAUCUCCCUGCCCCAGGUGGAGCUGACUGGCUUUGGGGAGGCGGGUACCCUGGGGCAGCAGGCCGAGGGCACAGCCCCUUCAGCUGAGGGCACAGCAGGCUAUAAGGUCCAGGUGCCUCAGGUGGCCCUGUCUCUGCCUGGCGCACAGGUAGCAGGGGGGGAGCUGUUGGUGGGUGAGGGCGUCUUCAAGAUGCCCACCGUGACGGUGCCCCAGCUUGAGCUGGACGUGGGGCUGAGUCGGGAGGCGCAGGUGGGUGAGACAGCCACAGGCGAGGGUGGGUUGAGGCUGAAGUUGCCCACACUAGGGGCUGGCUCUGGGGCUGGGAAAGAGAGGGCUGAGGACCAGCCUCCAGGGGCUGAGCGUACCUUCCACCUCUCCCUGCCUGACGUGGAACUCUCACCACCUGUGGGCACCCACGCCGAGUACCAGGUGGUACAGGGUGAGGGGGAUGCCGGACACAAGCUCAAGGUGCGGCUGCCCCGGUUUGGCCUGGUGAGGGCCAGGGAGGGGGUCGAGGAGGGUGAGAAGGCCAAGAGCCCCAAACUCAGGCUGCCUCGAGUGGGCUUCAGCCAAAGUGAGACAGUUGCUGGGGAAGGCUCCCCCAGCCCCGAGGAGGAGGAAGAAGAGGACAGUGGGGAAGGGGCCUCGGGACGCCGCAGCCGGGUCCGGGUCCGCUUGCCACGUGUGGGCCUGGCGGCCCCUUCUAAAGCCUCAAAGGGGCAGGAGGGUGAGGUAGCCUCCAAGUCCCCUGUCGGGGAGAAGUCACCCAAGUUCCGCUUCCCCAGGGUGUCCCUAAGCCCCAAGGCCCGGAGUGGGAGUGGGGACCAGGAAGAGGGUGGAUUCAGGGUUCGGCUGCCCAGUGUGGGGUUUUCGGAGACAGGGGCUCCAGGCCCCACCAGGAUGGAAGGGGCUCAGGCUGCCGCCGUCUGAAGCCCCUGGGCAGAUGGAGACUCCCUCCCUGUCUUCCCAGCUCCACCUCUCCCUCGUUUUGUGUGUGAGAUAACUAGCACUAACCCUAAGAGGGCUGGAAGGCGGGCGACUGACCGGGGCAGGGGCAGGGAGGCCUGUACCUGUCUCACUGGCAGAAGUGCCUGUAUCACGCCAAGCCAUGUGAAUAAAAUAAUCCAGAGGUAGCCA
Carlito syrichta (Philippine tarsier) is the source of this 4680-nucleotide messenger RNA. It is a transcript of the gene PRX, whose product is annotated as periaxin. Gene Ontology annotation, molecular function: protein binding. Gene Ontology annotation, biological process: peripheral nervous system myelin maintenance; regulation of RNA splicing. Gene Ontology annotation, cellular component: nucleus; cytoplasm. The transcript has 7 exons. NCBI's taxonomy places the organism in Eukaryota, Metazoa, Chordata, Mammalia, Primates, Tarsiidae. The record is from RefSeq and is a predicted model, not a curated record. The coding region runs from base 268 to 4473 and encodes 1401 amino acids.